Molecule: messenger RNA, 900 nt
Organism: Camellia sinensis
Lineage: Eukaryota; Viridiplantae; Streptophyta; Magnoliopsida; Ericales; Theaceae
Source: RefSeq, a predicted model, not a curated record
AUGGAGUUUCAUGUUAUUUUGUUUGCAGGUCUGUUUCCUUUGGUUUUUGCGAUUGUUGACGCUGAAAAUCAAGAUAAUUGGAUGUGGUUCUUAAGUCAGUUGUUAAAGGUUGUUGGUUCAAGCCGGAGAUUGACCUUUGUGUCGGACCGUCAAUAUGGGUUGUUAGAUGCUCUUUCAGUGGUUUUUUCCAAUGCACAUCAUCCAUAUUGCUUGAAUCAUUUGAAGAGAAACCUGAUUGACAAAUUGGUGGGAUUUCGUACUAACUAUAAGUUGAGUUUGAUGAAAAUAUUAGUUAAAUGUGCUUAUGCGCCAACGGUUGCUUCUUUCCAAAAUUAUAUGGAGAAAUUGAGGCGUAUUAUUGGGAAUGGUAGAGUUGAUAGUAUGUUGGAUGGUUUGCAAAAUGAUAAGUGGGCGAAUACAUUUUUUAGAGAGAAACGAUAUGGUGAGAUGUCAUCUAAUGUUGCCGAGUCUUACAAUAAUUGGAUUGGUGGGGCCCGUGAGUUGCCUAUUACUUGUAUGGUUGAUAUGAUUAGGGUUCAAAUCAUGAAUCAAUUGUCGAAUAGAAGAGCUGAAUCUAAAAGAUGGCCUACGAAAUUGUGUCUAAUUAUGGAAAAGAAGUUUUUGGACUCUUUGGAGCUAGCUAAGUCUUGGGAUGUGAUUGUUGCUAAUUGUUUUAGAGAGUCAUACAAGGAAUCUGUUUAUCUAGUGCCUUUAAGUGAGAGAUUUGACUUUGAUGGUGCCGGUAGUUCGAUUAUCAAACCUCAUAUAACGAAGAAGCAGCCCGGGCGGAACAAGAAGAAGAGGAUACUUUCUAGGGGUGAGAAUGUGAAGCAAAUCAAGUGUGGGAGGUGCUUGAAAUAUGAGAAUCACAAUAAGGAGACGUGCAAGGCUGCUAUUUGA